UGGGUAUAUCAAUCGAUUUUAGCUCAAUUACAUUGUUGUGCCAACAAAAACCCACAUAGUAAAUUAACCGCAAUCAUUUUCCACAAGAAAGCAGGUAACCAUUCAUUUCAGUCGUACGAGUAUGUCCUUCAGUAGGAAUGGAAGGAUUUUUGGAAGGAAAACUUUGCGGUUUCUGCAUGCCAGUCCCGACUAUAAAAGACAAGGCAGCAUUGGGCACCCAUCAAUUGUUUGCUGGAAUCGCAGACAUGUCGGUGAAGUUUCUGAAGGAAAAGAUUUUCAGUCGACGGGGAAAAUCCGAGAAGCCAAAGAAUGCGUACAUCGUUAUUGAGGACUUCAUGAAGCUGCCGGUUUACUUCUACCAUACGAUUGGUCUGAACCCGUACGAGUUGAAGGGAACCAACAAUAAGCCCGGAAUUGGAUUUUACAUCCUGUUCCUGCUCCACAUGAUCAAUGCGAAUAUUGUGCUGGCGCUGGAGAUAUUCUUUGUUUACGUGUCCUUCAGGAACAACGAGAACUUUAUCGAGUCCUGCAUGGUGAUGAGCUACAUCGGCUUCGUGAUUGUCGGCGAACUGAAGAUCGGUGCCGUCCUGCUGCAGAAGCAGAAGCUGACCAAUCUGGUCCGCCAAAUGGAGUCCGUCUUUCCGCCUGCAAGGCAGAAGGAGCAGGAGGAGUACGACGUGCGUCGCUACUUGCGUCGCUGCCUCCGCUACACGAAGGGGUUCGGCGGACUCUACAUGACACUCGUCAUCACCUACAAUUUGUUUGCCAUCUGCCAGUACUCCAUUCAGAAAUGGAUUCUGCACUCGCCGCACGCCAAGCAGACCGUCCCCUAUGUGCCCCUGACUCCCUGGACCUGGCAGGACAACUGGAAGUUCUACCCCACGUAUCUGUCCCAGUCGAUGGCUGGGUACACGGCCACCUGCGGCCACAUCUCCGCCGACCUCAUGAUCUUCGCCGUGGCCAUACAGGUCAUCAUGCACUUUGACCGUCUGGCCAAGUCCCUGACAGAGUUCUCGGUGCGAGCAAAAUCCGAGGAGGAUGGCGCUGACAAGGACUUGAAGCAGUUGCAGGAACUGAUCGCCUAUCACAACAAGAUUCUCGGCCUCACCGACGUGAUGAACGAGGUGUUCGGCUUGGCGCUCUUACUGAAUUUUUUGGCAUCGUCGACGCUGGUCUGCUUCGUGGGAUUCCAGAUAUCUAUCGGCAUCAGUCCCGAAAUGAUGGCCAAACUGAUUCUGAUCCUGAUCUCGGCCAAUUCGGAGAUCUAUCUAAUCUGCAAUUUCAGCCAGAUGCUAAUCGAUGCUAGUGGCAGCAUUUGCUAUGCAGUCUAUGAUAUGAACUGGUCGGAGGCCGAUCCCAGAUUCCGUAAGAUGCUCAUCCUACUGGCCCUUCGCGCCCAGAAGCCUGUCUGUCUCACGGCCACUGUCUUUUUGGAUAUCUCCAUUGAGACCAUGAGCAUCUUUCUGCGAAUGUCGUAUAAGUUCUUCUGUGCAAUUCGUACGAUGUAUCAGUAAACCAAAUGGAUUAUAUAAGCAUAUAUCAGAUUUUAAGUGCACAAUGUUUUUAAAGCCAUUUGGUUAUAUCGCAAUGCUUUUGUAGGAUAUGCUCUUUCAUCAGAGCCAUUAAAACACAAACUUUUUCUUAGCCGCUAGAAGUUUUGGUCCAGCAGUUUUGAAAACACUUGAUAAAUAAUAAAUCGGAUUUAUGAAGUGUGUUAGUUUGUGCCUUGGAAAAUCUCGGUAUGUUUUGGUUGGUUGCAUUUCUUGGUGUUUUUUUAUCUCCAUA
This is a messenger RNA of Drosophila miranda, 1785 nucleotides long. It is a transcript of the gene Or67a, whose product is annotated as odorant receptor 67a. Gene Ontology annotation, molecular function: olfactory receptor activity; odorant binding. Bases 138 to 1514 code for a protein of 458 amino acids. Gene Ontology annotation, cellular component: plasma membrane. The record is from RefSeq and is a predicted model, not a curated record. Lineage: Eukaryota; Metazoa; Arthropoda; Insecta; Diptera; Drosophilidae. The transcript is spliced from 4 exons. Gene Ontology annotation, biological process: sensory perception of smell; detection of chemical stimulus involved in sensory perception of smell.